AGUUACCAAGUCGAGCUCGGGCUGUUGCAUAUACACACACACACACUCACACGCCACACACACAUACAUACAUACAAGCGUUCACCGGAGUCUUUUCAAGGAGAUAAUUUUUUUUUUUGCAUGGGGGUAAAACAGAAAAGGAAAGAAAAAAAAAUGAACGCGGAAAGAUGGGAAUGUCGCCGAGCUGAGUGAGAUCUACUCCUCGACCCCCAACAGACGCAGGUCGGAUCCAUCCUCCUCUACACUCUCGGUCCAAAGAGCGGCGUGCAUUUUUACGCACUGGGCAUUUCGCUCCGGGAAGGCGGACUGAGACUGCUCGCAGUGCAAUCCUCUCACGCUGAGAGCCGGGAGGGAUAUUUACAAUAGAAGCUCCCGAUUCCUUUGCGGAGAAGAAUAGAAAAAAAAAAGAAGAACGAGGAGGAGGAGUGAAAGAUAACACUGGAAUGAGGAGGACCUCCAAGAUUCCUGGCGUGCUGCGGAGUUGUGACUGAUGGAUGAAUGUGGUCAUCUGUAGGCUAAAAACGGGCGACAGGUACGGAGACCAGCGGGGGAGCUUUUAACCGAUUGGCUCGACCGGAUCGAAUCCUUGGAGUUUUUCUUUUUUCGUUUUGUUUUGGGUUUUGUUUAUUUUUCCUCUCCUCCCCAACAGGGUUAAAGAGAAAAACAGCCACAGGUCAUACAGGACACUCAUUUCCUCCAAAUCAUCCUGCGCACACAUCGGUUCAGAUCAGUCAAGGACGAAACAAGCAGAAGUAGGCGGCGGAGGGGGGAGAGAGAGAAUUGAUAGAUAUAUUGAUAGCUUAGAUAAGGGGACGAUCUGAAGACGAUCUGAAGAAGAAGUCGGACAGGGGGACAUGUAUCUGACAGCGACCUCGCAUGCUCCCGACUGAUCCCGAGCUCACCUUCCCACGGGCCGAAGCGCGCACUCAGGCUCGUCAGGCGCGACGCAGCGCCCCCGUCGCUCCGGCUUCUCGGCUCACUCUCCUCGGCGUGAAUUCCCUCAGCAUGGCGGGGCUCGGAUGUUGGAAGUAUUACCUCUGGAUGUUUAUUCUAAUGUGUAGGUCGGCGCUACCCUCGGCUAAGUCGCUGGAGACUAUAAUUUGGAGCUCGCAGAAUCCCAAGUUUCUUCCUGGAAAGGGUCUUGUGAUCUACCCGGAUAUCGGGGACAAGCUGGAUAUCAUCUGUCCCAGCGCGGACCAGGGCCGAGAUUACGAGUUCUACAAGCUGUAUCUGGUGAAGAGAGAGCAGGCGGAGAGCUGCAGCACAGUGCUCGACCCCAACGUGCUGGUGAACUGCAACAAGCCCGGGAAGAACAUCAAGUUCACCAUCAAGUUCCAGGAGUUCAGCCCCAACUACAUGGGCCUGGAGUUCAAGAGGAACGUCAACUACUACAUCACCUCAACCUCCAACGGCACAAUCGAGGGCCUGGAGAACCGCGAGGGAGGCGUGUGCAAGAGCCGAGCCAUGAAAGUCAUCAUGAAAGUCGGGCAAGACCCAGACGCAGCGAACCCGGAGGCGCCGGAAACCCAGGAGGACAACUCAAUACCGGAGACCAGCAGUUCCGGUCCGCCCGACCCGAGUAAGACUGGGCCUGUGAUGCCAGGAAUCCCUGGCCCCAAGAUCCAAGAUGAUCCCGGGUCGUCCUCCAGCACCGACGGCUUCUUGAGCUCCAAAGUGGCCGUGUUCUCCUCCAUCGCCAUCGGAUGCAUCAUCUUCCUCGUGCUCAUCCUGCUCCUCGUCAUCCUCCUCAUCAAGAUGCGCAAGCGCUCCAGGAAAAACGCGCACUCGCAGGCCCGCCCGUCGGCGCUGUCGCUCAGCACGCUGUCCAACCCCAAGCUGCCCGGCGGCACUGCCGGCACCGAGCCCAGCGACAUCAUCAUCCCCCUGCGGACAGAGAACAACUACUGCCCCCACUACGAGAAGGUGAGCGGGGACUACGGUCACCCGGUCUACAUCGUCCAGGAGAUGCCGCCGCAGAGCCCUGCCAACAUCUACUACAAGGUUUGACGCGCUCCGGGGGAGCCAGCGGCGACGGCCAGGAGAGAGGAGCGCUUGAUUUACGUUCUUGGGAAGAACGUUUUCCUUUGAAUUUUUUUUUUAAGGGUGGGGGGUGCAGGGACUUGAAGCCACCCCCCCCCCUCCUUGUUAUUUGUACCACCUGCUGCACAAAUCUGGAGAAACGCGUACUGAGCAGUCACCAGCGGGGUUGGGAGCUGACUGAUGAGAGCCCCCGACUGUCGUCCCUCUCCUCCCUCACCUCCCCACCAGUAUGCAUCUCCCCUCCAACCCCAACCACUCCCGGAGACUCUGGACUGGACCAACAGAUGGACCUUUAGCUUCCCUGUCCCUGCUAAUGGACAGGAUAUAACUUAUCUCGGCUCCCCGAAGUCCAGCCUGUGCUACACCCAAUUAAACACACCAUCCCAGCACACAACCGGCCGGGAAGCAGGCAGGCAGGCAGGGCGGGGGUGCUGAUGGUGAGCCAGUAAGAAAGGAAAAAAACAACAACAUCAACGUGUGUGUACGUGUGUGUACGUGUGCGCCACUGUGCGCGUUUCGCCACCCUCCCGCCGUUGCUGGGCCAGGGAAACUCUCCAGAUAGCUCAGGUAUCUUUACACAGUGUGUGGAAAAACGUGCUCCUCUCCCUUACGCACCUCUGAUGUUUGCCUUACUUACUAUUUUUGAUGGAGGAGAUUUCCUCGAACCCUGAUUAAGUUCACAAAGCAGUUGUAUUUUGUUAGACUUUUCCUAUGAGUGCACAAUGUAUAGAGCUAAACCCAUUGUCAUAACGACUCCCAUCCCCUCACUGCCCACGCCAUCUCACCGCUUUUAAUCUGUUAAGACAGACUUUAACCUGGACUCUUAGCUGUCGAGGUGUGUAUGCGUGUGUGUGUGUGUGUGUGUGUUGCGGACGUGGAAUUCCUCCCCUCCUGCUUGGUUGAAAUGAGUUCCAGCGUUGCUCUGGCACAUUUGUGUGUAGGUGUGUGUGUGUGAGUGUAUUUCAGGGUGUGUCCUCGCUGAGUGCGGUUGGACAUGUCCAGACCGGUUUCUCUAAGAAGUGUGGAGACUUUAUUGGAUUUGACGUUGAGAUACUGUGUCCUAAGCAGGACAAAUAAAAAACAGAGGGUGAUGUGCCAUCUGAUAGACAGACAGGAUCUAACAAACACUUUUGAGUGCUCCAGUUGGCACCGAUCGGAGAUCUUACCGUCAGAUCGGCUUUCAGACAGGCAGGUUGCUAUUUGCUCGCUUUAUCUACUAGAGUCACAGUUGAAGCAUCCAAAAAAAAAUGUUAGUUUGAGGGGCGUCGGUCAGAUGGCUCUCCCUGAUUGGCUGGCCUACAGAGGUAUGAUGCCCCACAUAUAGGUUUGGACGGAGAGCCGGAAUACAGUAUCAUCACAUUCCAAUUGGCCGCCAUCUGUAGAUGAGUCAGCUUGUGACUAAUCUACGUGCCAUCUUCAUGCCCACUCUCUCCAACCGAUUGGGGGAGAAAAAUUGUUCCUGUGACUCGGCUUUAACCUGAGAGGAUAAUGGAGGUGGGAACGGGUGAGGCAGGGCCGGCCGAGGCGCUUUCGUUUUCGCAGGCCUCUCUCACCAGCUGUGCUGUGAAUAAAAAUGCUGCGUGGAAUAUUCAGCGAGGACACUGCAGCCCAGCUAUCACACAGCCCAGGGCGACAGCAUCAAGGCGGGAUUUUACUGCAGCUGCACGAGUGUGGAGUGGCAGGGAGAUAGAUGGAGGGGGAGGCGGAUGUUUUUGUGUGUGUACACAUAGGUGCUUAUUUGUGCUUAUAUUUGCAGUUUCCACUCAGUGGAUGUGUGCAAGUUUCGUCUGCUGCUGUGACAGACAGGUUUUUUUUCUUUUUUUGGGACUGAGCACCUCCUCUAAUGGAGCAUACAGCACUGCAGUCAAAGCUAAUGAUGUCUGAGAUACGGCAAGCCACCAGUGCCAAAUAUCGGCAAAGCUGCGAUGUUUAGUCAGUCAGGAAAAUGUCAGUGAAAACUUUGUAUUUUACACCAGCAAGGCGUAUUUUGAGCACCUUCUUCCUCAUUGAUCUCAUUGCCUGUUUAUGAAAAGCCAAGGAUCCUCUAUCAGAUCAUAGAAAGUCACUUUAUUUUAUUUUUUUUUGCCUUUUCAUAAACAUACAGCCGUUGUACAUCUGCAUGACACGAACGAAUGAAGUAAAAACCGACGCGCGCUGUAAGGUAGGCGAACACCUCCCCCAGAACAGAAGGCCAUGUUUUACACCAGCAAGUCACAGCGUUUCGAACGCCUCCUUCUCGGCUCGUACGGUUCGAUCAAGUCAUCAAAACCUUUUAUGCCACAUGGACACGGGGGGGGGGAAGCCCCUGUAUCUUGGGAACGCCACUUUAAAAGUUGCCAGGGAAUCCACUUUUUAAGUCAAGCCUGAUGAUGAGCAACUAAAAAUCAUUCUGACUUUUUAAGCUGCAAUUUUUAUGUACCGAAUAAAACAUAAAAUCUUACCAUUUUUGGUCUAGUUUCUAAGGUAAAUAUCUUGGUAUAUUUGCAAUAAGACUAAAUAACAGGCAACUUUUCAGCGAGAAUUGUGGGCUUGAUUUAAGUUAAUACAUAACUUCUUAUCAUUGAUGAAAAAUUACUAGCGUCACUGGCUGAUUAUUUUUCUUAUAACUAGUAUUUUUUCAUAAAUAUUAAGGAAUUAUCGAAGUAAAAAAAGCCCGUACAUCUUGCUUGAACAAUGCUUGUCAGUCCAUUUUUGUCCUAUUUCAACCGCACUAAGAUAUUUGCACUAGAUAGAAACUAGACCAAAAAUACAUGGUAAAGUUUCGUGGUUUUGCAGUGUACCAAUAUUUGGCACUCAUGUCUCGCCAUAUUAAAAAAAGGAAAUAGGGAGGGCCAUGCGUGACGAAAAGCUGUUGUUUGCUCCCACACGCCAACACAAACACAUCCAGACUGACGGGUCCAGGUUUGUUUCCGGUCAGGGUUGGGGUGCGUAACGUUUACUCAGCGUCCAGCCCGUCAUCAACCAGCGCUGACAUCACCCUCGGACAGGCGCUGCGGGGUUAAAAGGCGACCCUGGCUUGAAGACUCGGGGAGGACUCCGGUGGCUCUUGCGUGUCGUUAACCUCUUGAGUUAACAACCUCAGCAGCUGCCGGUGAUUUUUGUGUGUGUGUGUGUGUGUGCGUGUGUGUGUGUGUGUGUGUGUGUGUCCCUGUGUUUUAACUCAGCAUGCGCCCAUCUGCAAAACUCAUCUAGAGCAUAUAUUUUUGUUUCGGAUCACCGCGCCUCUAUUCAUCUACACCAGCUUAGGGAGUCAUUACCAAAUUACCACAAAGCAUAUCUCAUUUUCAUUCAUUCUAGCGACCGCUUAGUGUUAUUCAAUUUCGGGAGGAAUUAUGAAAAAAAAUAAAUAAAUAAAAUUAAAAAAAAAGAGUAAGCAGAGAAAUGUAAAUAUAUGGAUAGAGCCCAGUUUAAGAUUUAAUUUCCACCUGAACACUGCUCAUAAGAAGAAUUUAAGAUUAGAUUUUUGUAAUGGAGGAUGUUUGUAAAUAGACGUCUUUUUAAAGUGUGUUUUGUAUAAAUCCUUGCAAUUUCUUUUCUUUUUUUUUUUGUUCUCAUUUUCUUUUUCCUUUAGACUUUUAACUGAAUAUUGCAACAUGUGCUGUCUUUUACGCAGCAUCCAGUAUUGUCAAAAAAGUCUUUGUUACCACACGUGUUUAAAAAAUAUUAAUAUUAAUAAUAAUAAAAUAAAAUUAGGAUUCAGAGAGGGGGGUUUGCUUUUGUUAUGUUGCCGUUCAACAGGAAUUUUUACAUCUUCAGACUGAACCUUUGUCACCGAGUGGCUUUGAAACGGGAUAGGUUGCUGGAAUGAUGAUGAUGACGAUGAUGUUGGAGGCACGGCUUAACUCUGCAUAUGAAGACUGUGUUAUUUCGCUCCAUUUGAGCCUCCUUCACCCAUGGCGACACCAAAAGCGAAAAGAUGUUGGUCCAAAAAAGAAGAGUCUGAUUUCAGUUUUUAUAAGUCCAGAGGGCCGGAAAGGGGAAGGUCGCAGGGGGAAGUAGGGAAGGAGGGAGAAGGAGAAGCGGAGAAAAGAACGAGGCCACGUAUGAAAGCGUGACAGUGGCGCGCUCGCCAAUAAAUCAUCUGGUUUACACCACUCAUUAUCUCCCAGGCGGUCUUUUGUUUUAAAGAUGCUCCCUCUCCUCCCGCUGCCCUUCUCCUUUGUCGUCCCCUCCUUCCUCAUUUAGCACAAGGAUGCUGUAAGGUGGUUUCUGCUGGGGUUUUUUUUUUUUUUUCAAAGCCACAGUAUUAUGAUUUAUUUUUCUCUCAAUGUGCAUGUGAAAGCAAAAACCUGUUGAACUUACUUUCCUUUUGUUCGAAUCACAAAUGUUAUUUUAUGUUUCUUUUUUUCUUCUUCUUGUCAUUCACUUAUUUACCACUUCUCAGCGUAACCUGUCGGCACCAGCUACAAUGGAAACAACGUUCCACCAGUUUGGAAACUACAGCAUAUUGAUAAAUAAAAUUUUUCCCAUGGAA
Gambusia affinis (western mosquitofish) is the source of this 6514-nucleotide messenger RNA. RefSeq names its product ephrin-B1 (gene efnb1). Gene Ontology annotation, cellular component: plasma membrane. NCBI's taxonomy places the organism in Eukaryota, Metazoa, Chordata, Actinopteri, Cyprinodontiformes, Poeciliidae. The record is from RefSeq and is a predicted model, not a curated record. Gene Ontology annotation, biological process: axon guidance; ephrin receptor signaling pathway. Gene Ontology annotation, molecular function: ephrin receptor binding. The transcript has 5 exons. The coding region runs from base 877 to 2007 and encodes 376 amino acids.